AUGUACAUAUUUGUCUUUCUCCCUUUUGCAGGUGAGGCAGCGCUAAGAGGGGACCCCAGAUUCCAGUCCUUGUCGCUAUCCUCGUCUUCCUCCUCGUCGUCCUCUUCUUCCUCAAUCUCCAGCCACAGGACUGGCCCUCCUCCCAUCAGCCCCACCAAGAGGAAGAUCAGUGGGGACCAGGGGGACAGUGACAUGGAUGACAAUGAGCACGUAGCUAAGAUGAGUCGCCUGUUUGCUGCACAGCUGAAACCGACAGACUACCGCAGCUCCCCUGUUGUGAAGGACCAUCGGCGGAGUCCCAGCGAGCGCAUUGUUGUUCCUGUUCAUCUGGGGGUCCAAGCCAACCACCUGUAUGGCCACGGCCACCACCACCACCACCACCUGGCCUCGUUAGCAGGCAUGGACCAACCUUUGGCGCUUACCAAAAACAGCAUGGUGGCGACGCCACGCAGCAGCACAGCAGCCAUGGCCUCGGUGGCGCACACAGUCAGCGCAGUGGAACGGCAGCAGAAUCGUCCAUCGGUGAUCACGUGUGCUGCAGCCAACAAUCGCAACUGCAACCUGUCGCAGUGUCCCGUCUCCCACAACGGAUGCUCCAACUUCACCAACAACCACAGAAAAAUCAACACCAACACGGACUGCGACCCUGUUAUCGAGGAACAUUUCCGUCGCAGCCUCGGGAAGAACUACAAGGAGCCCGAGCCCACCGCCACCAACUCUGUGUCCAUCACUGGCUCUGUGGACGACCACUUCGCCAAGGCGCUGGGCGAGACCUGGCUGCAGAUCAAAAACAAGGGGAGUCCCUCGUCGUCCGGCAGCAGCCCAAACUCCUCUCCCGACAGUCGCAUGGUCAAUCACAACCACUCCCCGUCUGUGGUCUCUUGAAGGCAGAGAGGAUCCCCCCCCACCCCCUUCUCAUCCAAUCAUCUCAGCUCCAAGGUCCAUGCCCCUGCCAUUUUGGUCUGUCACCAGCUCCCAAGAGGGACUGCCUGCCUGCUGGUCUGCUAAAAACAGCCAAAACCCUCAAGCCUGCUCAGUCACUGUGGAUCACUCAAGCAAUAAAGACAUGCUCACCUCCCUUCCAUUAUCUGGCUCUGCCGGACAAAAAUCAGUUCUGACUGAGGAAGAUUCAAAAGCGGAACAUGACUGGCGCAUCAGCUUGCUCCUUCCAGUUUUUCAUCACCCCUGCAUGGUUGGCUUGGAGCUGAGCAAGUGUUUGUAGUUUUAUGUACAUAAGAAGAGGAAAGACUGUUUUAAUUAUUCACUUUCUUCUUUGUUUUUUGUUUUUUUGUCUGUUUUGCUAACAAUAGUUCUGUAAGCUGAUUCUGUUCUGACAUGCCUGGCCUUUUUUGAAUGAAAAAUGAGAAACACACCUUAGAACGCAAUCACAGUCCACCUUACCAUGCUACCAAAGAAACCUCAACCCCUGUUAUUCAGUGUCCACCUUGAAAAA
Poecilia reticulata (guppy) is the source of this 1453-nucleotide messenger RNA. Lineage: Eukaryota; Metazoa; Chordata; Actinopteri; Cyprinodontiformes; Poeciliidae. The record is from RefSeq and is a predicted model, not a curated record.